Messenger RNA from Xyrauchen texanus (razorback sucker), 2086 nucleotides. Its product is annotated as ras-related protein Rab-40B. Lineage: Eukaryota; Metazoa; Chordata; Actinopteri; Cypriniformes; Catostomidae. Gene Ontology annotation, biological process: protein localization to plasma membrane; intracellular signal transduction. The transcript has 6 exons. The record is from RefSeq and is a predicted model, not a curated record. Gene Ontology annotation, molecular function: GTPase activity; GTP binding. The coding region runs from base 441 to 1301 and encodes 286 amino acids. Gene Ontology annotation, cellular component: plasma membrane; synaptic vesicle; endosome.
UUUUCUGUUUAGGGAGGCUGAUAGAAGAGAAGGAUCGUGGCAGCACAGCCCGAUGGACAAUGUUUGCUCGAAAGAGAAGAGGCGAUAAAACCUUGUGAUGCGUUAAUAACAGGAGUUUUAUGGAGAUUACAAUAUCUGCUGUUCAUUUACAUAUAAACAGCCAUAUUUAAGAAGUCAUUUGGCUAAUAUUACUAUUCUGUAAACAUAUGAGGGUCUUUAUUUACCUCCUAAUGUGACGCAACAGCAUCCGUGGAUUCACAGCCAGACUCUUUGAACAAUAGGACAGCUUUUGUUAUGUACUGGACAUUAUAUUUUAAAACAUAAGAAAGCCUUGUGAUGAAUAGAUAGAUCUGUUUUUGAAUCAGGUAUAUUGUUUUGUGGCACUGGUGGUGGUCUGAGUAAUUUAAGUUCACUAAGGGGCAGUUACAUGAUGUACCAGAAUGGGUCAUCGGGCUGAUGUGAAGAUGAACCACAGAAGCAGCCCAGCAAAAGCUUAUGAUUUCCUUCUGAAGUUCCUGCUGGUUGGAGACAGUGAUGUGGGGAAAGGGGAAAUACUGGCCAGUCUACAGGAUGGAUCUAGUGAGUCGCCCUAUGGAUACAAUAUGGGAAUCGAUUACAAGACAACAACCAUAUUGCUCGAUGGACGCAGGGUCAAGCUCCAGCUUUGGGACACCUCAGGACAAGGCAGAUUCUGCACCAUUUUCCGCUCAUAUUCCAGAGGGGCACAGGGUGUUAUCCUGGUAUAUGACAUCACAAACCGGUGGUCGUUUGAUGGUAUCGAUAGAUGGAUUAAAGAGAUUGAUGAGCAUGCACCGGGUGUCCCAAAAAUCCUGGUGGGGAACAGGCUUCACCUGGCCUAUAAGCGUCAGGUGACCACCGAGCAUGCCCAGGCAUUUGCAGAGCGACUGGGCAUUACGUUCUUUGAGGUCAGCCCUCUCUGUAACUUCAACAUUACUGAGUCCUUCACUGAGCUGGCACGGAUUGUGCUCAUGAGGCAUGGUAUGGAGCGGCUUUGGAGACCCAAUAAAGUAUUGAGUCUGCAGGACCUGUGCUGUCGUUCAAUCGUGUCCUGUACUCCAGUGCACCUUGUGGACAAACUUCCCCUGCCUGUUGCCUUAAAGAGCCAUCUGAAGUCCUUCUCCAUGGCAAAUGGCCUCAACGCCAGGAUGAUGCAUGGCCGUUCCUACUCAGUCAUAACCAGCAGUGCUAAAAAAAGGAACGGAACCAAAAAAACCAAAGUCAUCUAUCUGCCACUGAGCCCCUCCCAGAACUGUGCACGGACAAGCUGCAAGAUUUCAUAGUUCAAUGCCGUUUCUGUACUUAGAAAUACGCAUUCAAAAUGCAGUUUAAACAAGGAGCUAGUGUUCAAAGCCACCACAGUCUUACAAUAAAUAUGAACAAGCUAGAGAAUUGUGGCUUAUGAUGUCUUCGAUCUAUCAAGGUGAUUGAUCAGCCAUGUUAGUUUGUUUAAAAAAGAUGCUCUUGGCCAUAUCCAAUAGCAACUGCUGAAAGAGACUGGGCAGACUGACAAGUGAGGAUCUGUUUCUAAGUGUUGCCAAGCCUUUAUAAUGCUCUGCAUUGUUUAAAUAUAUGUACAGUUCAAGUUCUUUUGUCUUGUAAAUGUAUUGAAACUUGAUGGUACUGCAUUUUCUUGUGGUGGACUCUUUUGCUACCGAACUUGGACCAAGCCAACAGGAGAAACACAGGUGGCUUUUCUGCUUUGUAAUCACUUUACUUUCAAAAUGGACAUUACUAAUAAUGCCAGCUUAAUUUCUUUCACUACUUUUAUUCACACAUUUUUCAGGGGCAAAGAGAGAAAAGUCAAGGUUGAGACGCACAGCUCUUUUAUUGUGUGUAUAUAUAAUUUGUUUUGUAUGAUACUACAUUGCUAGAAUUCUUAAUUAUUGUGAUACACUUGAUUGGUGACCAAUAUUGUAAGUUUAUCUGGGAAACACACCAAAGACAUUGAAGAUUACAAUGUGACUUAAUUUGUCACAUUGAAAACAAAUACAUUUCAGAUUUACACUGCAAGCGAACACAAAUUUCUAACAUGCUGUCAUAUCUUGUAUAAAUAAAGAUAAAACCA